Molecule: messenger RNA, 2613 nt
Organism: Ceraceosorus guamensis
Lineage: Eukaryota; Fungi; Basidiomycota; Exobasidiomycetes; Ceraceosorales; Ceraceosoraceae
Exons: 4
Coding region: 17-2437 (806 amino acids)
Biological process (GO): glutaminyl-tRNAGln biosynthesis via transamidation; mitochondrial translation
Molecular function (GO): glutaminyl-tRNA synthase (glutamine-hydrolyzing) activity
Source: RefSeq, a predicted model, not a curated record
GCUCGAGGUCAAUCAAAUGUUGCGCUUGGAGUUGCUCCUUGAUCCUCAUUACACCAUAUGCCUCUUCCUCGCACACCGUGAAGACUGCGCUCUCUCUCUCUCUCCCUCCCCGCUACGUGCAGGCGAUGGACUGCGGCCAGCAGCUCUACAGCUCUACGACGCUGUGUUGGUGACGGUGACACAGAGAGCCAGUCCUCGUCUUGGGGCUGCGAGAAUGAAGGGUCAGAGAGGAAUCAUCAGAGGUGUCGCUGCUCAGACUCGUCGUGCGACCACGACGGGCACGGCACUUGACAGAUCCACUCAGCACGUUGCGCGCCUCCAUUCCAUUGUACAACCAGCAGGGUCAUGCAAUUCGAGCAAUCCUUCACUGCAAGCACGCUGUAUCGCCAUCGACACCACCAACAGCGCACGUGCACGCGCACUUGCACGUAUCGAGCGUCGAGUGUCAGCCUCGCAGGUCGCAUCUCUCACCUCGAUCGAAUCCCAUUCACACAAGUCCACACCGCCGCGUGCGACGUCGAGGGAGGGAUGGCAGGAAGAGUGGACAUGGGAGCCCGUGAUAGGCGUCGAAGUGCACGCUCAGCUCGCAUCCAGGCAAAAGCUCUUUUCGCCAGCAAGUCUAACAUCCAACACCUCUGCAAAGCCCAACACGCUCGUAUCCCCCUUCGACGCUUCUUUGCCCGGCACCCUACCCCGUCUAUCCACUUCCACCCUCAACUUGGCUAUCAGAGCUGCGCUCGCGCUGGGCUGCCACAUCAACCUGAAAAGCGGAUGGGAUAGGAAACACUACUUUUAUCCUGAUCUUACAACCGGAUGGCAAAUCACGCAAAAGUACGCGCCAUUUGCCUCUGAUGGAAGUAUCUCGCUAUCCGCUAGCGAUAUCGAUGGUCACAGACCCAAACGCAAGGAUGAGCCUCUCUCUUUGCCCGCAGAAGAAACGCGCAACAUCCGCAUCGAGCGAGUGCAGCUGGAGCAAGACACAUCCAAAUCCUUUCACAGCAUAGACGGCAGCACCAACUCCCCUCAAGUGCUGAUAGAUCUCAACCGCAUGGGAUCUCCGCUGAUAGAGAUUGUGGGCCUGCCGGAUCUGAAGAGCGCAAAGGAGGCUGCUGGGUAUGUUAGGAAGGUGCAGCAGGUGCUUAGAGCUGUUGGAGCUUCGAACGCCAAUAUGGACGAAGGAAGCUUGAGAUGCGACGUCAAUGUGUCUGUCAGCAAGCGUCGAAGGAGGUCCGAAAGCUCGGCGUCUGGAACAGAAGGGCAGGCAGCAGAGGAGAUGGUCGGAGGAACUCGAUGCGAGAUAAAGAAUCUGAAUUCGGCCAGAUUCGUGGCUAUAGCCAUUGACUACGAGAUUGCGCGUCAAAUCUCCAUCCUGCAAAGCGGAAGUUCGGUGUCGCAGGAUACGAUGGGAUUCGAUGAGGCGACGGGAAAGACGUACGUGAUGAGGUCCAAAUCGGACGCGCCAGAGUACAGGUACAUGCCGGAUCCUUCAUUGCCCGAUCUGGUUCUGCGCCAAGAGGACGUGAGGGGGAUAGAGGAGGAUGCUGCGGAGCUGCCUGCCGAGAGGAGGCAGAGACUUUUGAAAAGGUUUGCGGGAUGUGGUGUGGGAGAGAGGGAGGUGGAUGUGCUUUGUAGGAUGGACGAGGAGAUGGCUUUUCAAAGGGAGAAUGAGAGAGCAUUGAGGUGGGGUGCCUCGGGGAAGCAAAUAGAGGAAGAACAAGCCUACCUCGACCCUGUGCAAUACUUUGAAAAGGUGGUGACUGGAAAGGAGCAGCACGAUGGCAGGACCCUGGAAUUUAACGAUGCGGACCGCGCAAUCGACGAGCGCUUUGCGAGGGAUCCGAAAGUGGUGAUGAAUUGGCUGAUCAAUGAUGUCGCUCAAGCUCUCAAACAAUCCUCAGGACAAUCCGCAGUCACCUGCACCUGCACCACCACCACCUCCUCCUUUGGUCGCUUUCAAAAGCUCUUUCCUCAUGAAGCUUUUGGCGAGAUGCUGGAUCUGGUCAAGCAGAAAAAGCUGACGAGCACAUCUGCUCGGAAAUUUCUUCGGGAUGUGGUCGAUGGCGAUGUGCGGCUGGAUCAAGUCUCGUCCUCCUCCUCCUCCGAUAGGAUAUACGAGUUGUUGAAAGAAGCAGGAAUGCUCGCAUUGAGCGCUUCCCUUGCCCACGACGGUGAUUCCGUCGUCGGUGCCGGUACCGCUGGGCAUGCCACUUCGCCGCAGCACCGGCGGUCCGAAUCGACGACGAAGCAAGACCCUACGCCGCUGCUCGCCAUCGUGCAGCAAGUCGUUCGCCACUCGCCCGACGAGGUGAGAGCGAUCAAAAGGGGCAAGGAAAAAGUGCUGAUGAAGUUGGUGGGCUUGGUGAUGAAAGGUACAAAGGGAAGGGCGGAUCCUUUGCUCGUGCGACGCAUGCUCCAACAAGAACUGAUGAAGAGCUAGUCGAGAUUUUCAUUCUUGAAGCUUCUUGUAAUUCGAAUAGAGCGCGCGCGCGCGCGCACGAAUUAUUCCCAAGGUUUACCCCUUUCGAUGGACAUCGGUUCGGGGUGAUGUUUCGUCAUUUUAAAUCUUUUUCAUCGUCAUCGUCGUGGAUCGUCCUGAGCGCUGUCUGGUCGAGC